Dichomitus squalens LYAD-421 SS1 is the source of this 5742-nucleotide messenger RNA. RefSeq lists its product as uncharacterized. The transcript has 6 exons. NCBI's taxonomy places the organism in Eukaryota, Fungi, Basidiomycota, Agaricomycetes, Polyporales, Polyporaceae. The record is from RefSeq and is a predicted model, not a curated record. The coding region runs from base 1 to 5742 and encodes 1913 amino acids.
AUGCACCCCCCAUUCGCGCUCAACGGCCCGCCGCAAAACCCCCUCCAGACCCCCAUGCAGGCCAACUUCUUCCCACAGCAGCCUGGCGCGCCUGGCCGCCCGUCGUUGCACCGAAGUCACCCCAGCGUCAUGCAGCUCGCCGCCGCGGGCAUCUUGCCCCCACCAGGCAUGCCGAUGACGCCACUCGGGCAGGGCGUUUUCCCGCAGCCCAUGGUCCCCGGGCUGGCACCGUUCGCGCCGCCCUUCGUGCCGAGAAGCAAGCGUUCGGCGAGCAUGAGCGUAGGGGGGCCGCCGAAGGCCGUGCUGGGGGGACCGCAGAGGAAAGUGAGUCCGAUGCCUGCGACGCCGGCAGCGGCGGUAGCAGCGCCGGCCACGCAGCCACAAAAGCCGAAGAAGGUGCUCGUUAACCUGCCUCGAGAGACGAUCCCUGGAGAGGGCGACGAGCCGCCGACCCGUGCGUCGUUUGCACGAGUGCCUCUUGUCGAGUCAGAAAUACCCGUGCAGGACGAAGUGAGAUACCCCGAGACGAGCACCGUCGAGCUAUACCCACCGGACUCGUGGAGAAACCAUUUGCCGCCCACUGUAGAUGUGUUCCUUCCUGGCAAGGCCGCAUGGGACGGGAUCAAGCAGAGGAUCAUCGAGGAGAAGUUGCAGAAGUUGGGAGUAGAGCGAGGGAGCGGCAGCUCCGUUCCUCAUAUACACGCCCCACACGCGCGUGCGGCCUCGAUUUCCUCACCAGCCGAUCCAGCUCUUCUCUUCUUUAAGCUCAACAAGCUGCAGCAGUCGCAGAACGCGUCCGUAUCCAACUCUCUUUCCACCUCACCGCAGCCGCCCGUCAACCUCUCCCCGUCCCCCAGCCAGCUCCCGCCCCGAUUGCAGAAUCAGAACAGACAUGGACACAGCAUCUCUCUCGCGCAGCCCUCGUCGCGCCAUUCUCCCAUGUACAACCCGUCUGGUGCGUUUAAUCCGUUCGGGCCGAACGCGACACUUGGCUCUGACCAAGUCCUCACGCGUAUUUCGCCCGCCCCUCCUUCUGCUGCUGCUGCACCCUCCUCAGAAAUCAUUCAUGCGCCGCAGGGCCGCGUGCCCACAAGCGUCGCAUCGCUUGCCCCACCCCAAGUUGCAUCGCGCCCGGAGUCGCGUCCAGAUUUCUUCCGCGGGUUCGGCGUCGAAAUCCCAGAGGAAGAAGAGCCGGACGAAGAGGAGGCGCCUGCUCCAGACGCUAUCGCGGACGAUGUCUUCGAGGUGGCCCCUGCGGAUACUACUGUCGCGUCUGCGGAGGGCACGGAGCUGGACGGCAUGAGCACGGUUGCGCAGAGCAGAAUCCAUUCCCGGCACGUCUCGAAGCUCUCUGCCGCGCUGUCCCUACGCUCUGUCGGGGGCGGGCUGGCGGACGAAUCCAUGGAGCUUACUGAGGAAGCACCCCUCCCCGUCCGGAGCCCCGCCGGCGAGCUUGCCGUGGUGGACCUUGAUGGGGAUGAGGACCAGGAGGGUGAUCACGACGUCGAUCCUGACCAGGAGGCUGUUGGCGAAUGGACAGGCUCUGAGGAUCUGCGCACCACCGAGACGUCUGACGAUGAGAGCAUCGGCGAGUGGUCGAACCCGUCAGACGAGGAGCGUGCGCGUCAACUACGCCUCCACCGUCGUAUGAUGCGUCGUGUAAAGCAGGUGAAGCAGGAGCUCGAGAUCCCUCGCCGGAUCCCGGACUUCCCCCGCCCGCCUGCUAUGCCUGUCCCUGUACCGGGCACGGCCGAGAACGUCGACGACGACAUCGUUUCAAAUCCGAGCGACGAGGGCCAUGGGCCGUAUGCAGAGUACUUCGAGCAGCAGGCGGCAGCUGGCAGGCGGCCUCUUCCGCCUCUGCCGCACUCGCGCAGCGGCUCUCAGUACUCCGCGCAAACUGGGCAUGAUCCCGCCCUCGCCCAUUCGCGGAAUGCAUCAGAGCAGUAUCUCACUCCCGGCGGGUUGCACCCCCGUCCUUCCCAGCUGCCCCAGCCUCAACCUGCACUCGCUCCUCGCACAGAUCUCAACCCACUUGCGAAGCCGUUCGUGUUCGGAGCGAGUCGACAGUCAGGAUCGUUCGCUCCUAGCAUGUUUAGCAGCUCUUCUGGGACUCCUGGCAUCGCAACUCCUCCCACUCAUGCUCGUGCUCCGUCGUUCGGCAAGCCCCUCAACGUCGCUGCGCCGGAGUUCAAGCCUGGAGGCUUCACCUUCCGUCCGCCCCCAGGCGUACCUCAGCUCACGUUCCAACCUGUUCAGCCAAUCCAGCCGCCUCAGCCACCUCAGCCGCGUCCCUUGCCAACGCCUCCUGCCCCCGCGGAACCUGCGCGCGCGUCGCAAGGCAGGGAGAAAAGACAGCGCAGGUCGAGCGACUCGUUCGAGAGCGACGGCGAGGGCGAGGACGAAGACGGUGUCAAUACCAUGCACUCGUUCCGCUUCCCUCCCGCUGCCUCCGACUCGACGCCUGCUCGUCACUCUGCCCCUGCCAGCCCCCCGGUCAACACCGUCGGGGUCGACAAGCAGAGCGGGCUUAACGUCGCUGCGAAGCCGUUCACGUUCACCGGCUCUCUGCCGUUCCUGCCUCAGCACAAGGACGACAUCCCGCGGUCGCCUGGGUUCAGCGAUGACGAGGAGAACGACGAGAACAAACCCAUUCUGCCUGCCCCUCCCGUGUCGAUGCCUGUCCCGCAAAUUGGUGCUGAGGAGUUGCCGUUCCCGCCUACGUCGAAACCAAAGCGUGCGCCCAUCCCGCUCGACUUCAAGCAUCCCGUCUCGACAAACACUGUUCCCGCCGGGCUCUUCAAGGCCCUCGUCAACAAUGAGGACGGGGAGCGCACCCGCAGGACCGUCCGGUCACGCCUCAGCUCGCGAGACAUCUACGAGCACAGCCCCAGGCAGUCCCUCGACGACCUUCACGUCCCUCCCAUCUCGCAGCGCACUGGGCGCAACCGCCUGUUCACUGAUCCCGGCUUCCGCGACCGCGACGAUUCGCUGGAGCGCGACGACGUCUUCAGCGUGCGCCGCCCGCGGCGUUCGUCGCUUCCCCCGAGACGUAACGAUGACGAGGAUGACGAGGAGUCGAUGUCGGAGAUUUCGGUCGCGCCGAUGAACCUGUCGAAGCGCAUCGAGAUGCAGCAGUACGAGCAGCGGCUAGAGAAAUUGCUCGAGGAGAAGUUCGAGACUAUCAAGCGGACACUCAACGCGUACAAGUCGGCCGCGAGUAAUGGUCAGGCUAUCAACUCGUCGACGGAGGCUAUGAUCUCGGAGGUCGUGACGCUGUUCCGUGCGCAGCUCCAGGAGUCUGCUGCUCGUCAGCUGGAUGAGGGUCUGAUGGACGCGCGUGGAGAGUUCGACUUUGAGCUCCUCAAGGGUAUCAUCGAGCAGAGCCAUGAAGAGUCCCGUGCGGUCCUCCAGAGGGAGAUCGCUACCCUUCUUCAGCAAGCUCAGCCUAACAUCCCGCGCGACCGCGACGCCGAGCUCCAGCGGCUCAUUGAGGACCUCGGUAACAGGACUAUCAACACGCUUGCUAACGCGAUGUCCCAGCUCGGCGCGCGCAUCCAGGCGAUGGAAGCCUCCCGCGCACCGUCGACGAACAACGAACAUCUGUUCCAGGAGUUGUUCCAGAAGUUGCUCCCGCACAUUGCUGCGCUACGCAGCGAUCCAAUCGACUACGACGUCCUCACCGCUCGUCUUGCCCAAGCUGUCAAACCGAACAUCUCGCAGCUCAUCGACCUCGCGUCGGACAAGCGCGAGACGGCCGGCCUCAUCGUCGAUAAGCUUGUGCCGAUCCUGCCAUCGCUCCAGCCUCAGAUCGACCUGGAGUCUGUCGUUGGCCGCUUGACGUCGGAGCUCAAGACGAUCGUCGGUCCCUUGGAUCCUCACGAGAUGAAGGAGCAGGUGUCGGACCUCGUCGUAGAGCGUUUGGACUCGCGCCUUGCCGUUCGUGACCGCCCACUCAACGUCGAUGCGAUUUCAGAUAAGGUCACGGAGAACGUGCGCGGCCUUGUUGCUCCGCUUGCGGAUGUACAGCGCAAGCUCGAGGAGCUCGCCAACAAGGAACCAGUUGUUACUCCCCACCAGGUCGAUCUCUCUGCAAUUCAGAAGGACAUCUCAGAUGUGCUGGCCGACCUUCCUCAGCGUCUGUCUGCUGCUGUUGAGGCCCUGGACAGUGCACAGAACGAGUUCAAGACGAAGGCUGCCCGUCCCGAGAACGAUGCCUCCAGCAAGAUUCUACGCAAUAUUGAGAACGUCGUAUCUACCUUCUCUGCCGAGCAGAAGAAGCUCGUCGAGCAGAACACCGAGUUCUCUGACUUCUGCCAGGAUAUCAUCAAGCACAUCAACUCACUCCCGGAGGCCAUGGUUAAGGCGACCGAGGUCCUACAGAACGCCCACGCCGACUUCGCUGCACGGGACACGUCGCAGAAGGAUUCUGAGGAGAUACGUAGACUCAUGAGCGAGAAUUCGGGUCUGCAAGUUCAGCUCGCGAAGGCGCGCGGGGCGCACGGACAGGUCCGCGUGGAGAAGGACAUGCUCAGCGACCGGGUGAAGGCUGUUGAAGCCGAGCGCGAGAAUCUUAAUCUGCGCGUGGAGGCGCUGCAGGAUUCGAUCUCGAAGAAGGCGGGCGAUACUGUUGCGUUGGAGGCGAAGAACGCGGAGCUUGAGGAGGCGCUUGCGCGUGCGCUAGAGAGGCUCAAGGCUGCUGAUGUUCAGGCGCAGAGUCAGCAAGAGAAGCUUGCGGAGCUAGAGAAGGCCAAGAGCGGGCUCGCCUCAGAGAACCAGCAGCUCAAGGCCAGAAUCGAGUCGCUCGAGGUCAAGGUCACAUUCAUCACGCGGGAGAAGGACACACUCGCAGACGAGAUCGUAUCGCAGAAGACGCUAAACGCAGAGCUUGUUUCACAGCAGAGCCACUGGGACGAGCUCCGUCAAGCUACGGAGCAGAUUCAGCUCCUCACGAACCUUGUUGGUCAGGUUGACAUUGAGGAAGUGAAGGAGCUCCGGGCUAUCCGUGAUCGCAGCAAAGUGCUCGAAGGAGAGCACGCAGCCCUCCAGCGCCGCGCGAAGGAGUUCGAGACGAAGGUGGCCAAUUAUGAGAAAGUCGCUCAGUCGUCGCGCCAGAGUCUCCUCCAAGCGAGGCAGCGCGCGGAGGAGUGGGAGAGGCGCGCGAAGGAGGCGGAAACCCAGCUUGAGGUCACGCAGUCGAAGCUCGACGAGGUUGAACAGGCUCAUUCUCAGCUCGAUGCGGACUACUCGCUCGUCAAGCUCCAGCUGGAGGAGAGAGAUGCCGAGGAACGCCUGGAUAAGGACCGGCAGAACAAGCUGCGCGACCAGAUCGCCUCAUUGGACGGUCAGGUCACGCGCCUGCAAGCCGAACUAGACAAGGCCAAGAAGGCCAAUACUACGACUGCACCCACUGUCCUCCAGCCCACCGCGCGCUACCAGAACGGCAAGACGCACCCUCCCCCUCGCCCCGACUCUCGUGCAAGCACUGUUUACAACCAAAGCCGUGCCGGUACGCCGAAGGCCCAGUACAACGGCACGACCAACGACGUUCGCGUCGUCACGCCCCCGCAAGCCUCCGUCAGGGAUUCGAUCCACGCACCCUGGCGGCAGUCGACGCUCCAGCCGCCGGUGACCCCGAAGUCGAGGUAUCCUUCACACUACAAGAACUUCAGGGCGCCGUCCCCAACGCCCAGCGUCGUCUCGGCCGCGCCCACGCUCGGCGACGACGGCUGGUGGUCAUAG